This is a messenger RNA of Candida dubliniensis CD36, 453 nucleotides long. RefSeq names its product cytosine deaminase (gene FCA1). The record is from RefSeq and is a predicted model, not a curated record. Lineage: Eukaryota; Fungi; Ascomycota; Pichiomycetes; Serinales; Debaryomycetaceae. The transcript is spliced from 2 exons. Gene Ontology annotation, molecular function: diaminohydroxyphosphoribosylaminopyrimidine deaminase activity; zinc ion binding. Bases 1 to 453 code for a protein of 150 amino acids. Gene Ontology annotation, cellular component: cytoplasm; nucleus.
AUGACAUUUGACGACAAAAAAGGUUUACAAAUUGCUCUUGAUCAAGCAAAGAAAAGUUACUUUGAAGGUGGCAUACCUAUUGGAUCAUGUAUUAUUUCAUCUGACGGUACAGUAUUAGGUCAAGGACAUAACGAACGAAUCCAAAAACAUUCAUCUAUUUUACAUGGGGAAAUGUCAGCAUUAGAAAACGCAGGAAGAUUGCCAGGCAAAACCUAUAAGGAUUGUACCAUAUAUACUACUUUGUCACCAUGUAGUAUGUGUACAGGGGCCAUUUUAUUAUAUGGGUUCAAACGAGUUGUUAUGGGGGAAAAUGUCAAUUUCUUGGGUAACGAAAAGUUAUUGGUUGAAAAUGGUGUUGAAGUUGUGAAUUUGAAUGAUCAAGCAUGUAUUGAUUUGAUGGCCAAAUUUAUUAAAGAGAAACCUCAAGAUUGGAAUGAAGAUAUUGGAGAAUAA